AUGCACUUACUUGUGUAUGUGGAUGACAUCAUUCUGCUGAGUUCUUCCUCGACUGCGGUUGACCCUUUUGUUGCUACUCUUGGUCGAGACUUUGCUGUCAAGGAUUUGGGCCAACUUCAUUUCUUCCUUGGUAUUGAGGUGGCUCAUUAUGCACAUGGUUUGGCUCUCACGCAGAAGAAAUACUCUCUGGAUCUUCUUCACCGUGCGGGUAUGCUUAACUGCAAAACCUCGCCCACGCCCAUGUCUUCCACUGAUAGACUCUCUGCUACUGUUGGCACUCCUUUAUCUUCGGAGGAGGCGACAGAGUAUCGCAGUAUUGUUGGAGGACUGCAAUACCUUACCAUUACACGACCAGAUCUUUCUUUUGCCGUCAAUCGUGUGUGCCAGUACCUUCAUGCUCCCACUGAUGUUCACUGGUCUGCAGUUAAGCGCAUUCUGCGUUAUGUUCAGCUUACUGUCUCCUUUGGUCUUCAUCUUCGCUCCAGUUCGUCUGGCGUUCUUUCUGCUUAUUCUGACGCGGACUGGGCAGGUUGUCCUGAUGAUAGGCGCUCUACGGGGGAUAUGCUGUGUAUUUGGGUCCAAACUUGA
This is a messenger RNA of Lolium perenne, 588 nucleotides long. The record is from RefSeq and is a predicted model, not a curated record. Lineage: Eukaryota; Viridiplantae; Streptophyta; Magnoliopsida; Poales; Poaceae.